AUGAUGCGGAAGGAGGACACCAAGGAAGUUCGCGUUCCGUUGAAACUGAUGCGCGACGCGGUCCGUGUCGCGAUGCAGCUCGCCGGCCAGAACACCACCGAUUUCGACAAAAAGACGCUGAAAAUGGUCUCGCCGCGACUGAUGUCGAUCCUGCCCGAGCAGGAGGACGACAGCUUGGUCAGUGCCUAAAAAAUGUAUUGGCUAGAAAUUUCAAAAUCUUUCAUCUCUUUUGCUGUAUUAGUGUGAGAAAAAGUCUUCUUAGGAACUGCAGAGUGGUCUCUAUAGGGGCCCCUCGAAGGUUCCUCUUUAGACGCCACUUUACUAACCUCUAUAGGGACCGCUAAAGCUUUUGAAAGUGGUUCCUUUACUUAGGAACUUCAGAUUGAUCCCUGAAGGGGCAACCGUAGGAGCCCUUGAAUAAGUGGCCCCUUUAGGGGACAUGCUGGUUGAUAAUUUUAUGAGCUCUAUGCGAAGAAGCAUUUCCAUGCAAAAAACUGAACAAAUAACCUUUUUUGAAUAAAAUUGAACGACCCCCAUAGGGACCACUAAGCUUUCGAGGCUAUGGGGUCAGACCCUCAACCCUUAUAGGGACCACUUUUUCGAUCCCUAAAGAAGCUGCUGUUCCGACUAACCCCUAUAGGAACCACUCCAAAAUUCCUAAGUACUGACCAUGAAAGCUUUCAGAAGUGGUCCCUAUAGGGGUUAAUUAGCGACCCGGUUUUUUUUUUGAAUGAAAAGGGUCAAACUAGGACAAAUCAACCAAAAGUCUUUUUUUAGUUUUUAAACUUAACAAAAAAUUCAAAGGCCCCUAAAUGGACCACUUGUUAUAUAGGGGCUUAGGGGACCCCUAUAGGGAUCACCUUAAUUUUAUCUCUAUAGGGACACGUUGAUGAUAGUCAGUUCUUUUUUAGACACCCUCUUUUGUUUGUAGUAAUUAGGAAAUUUUAGAAGUUUUUUUCCCAGAAAACUUAGCAAAAUCUGAAUCUCAGAUCAACCUCCUGUCGCCGUCGCUCUUCUCGCUGCAUGACGAAGGCCAGGGCCUCGAAAAGCUGCUGUCCCUGCCGCAGAUGCUCAAGUCGCUCGACAACCGCGACCAGGAGGCGUGGCUCGACUUCAUCGUCGAGGCUUCUGGAGUCUCCGACAACCUCGACAAGGCCGAAAAGACCAUCGCCGACAACAAGGACAAGGAGAUGCGCGGAGAAAAUGGCGUCCCCCUCUACUUCACCAAGGAGAACGCCACGGAAAUCAUCGGCGACGUCGAGAAGAAGAAGAUCGAAGUUUUCGAGGACCUCGACAAGUCUUACACUAAAGAGCAGGUGUUCGAGAAACUUCAAGAAAGAUAAUUCUGUUGGAUUUUAGAAAGACGAUCUCGACACCAAGGGCUACGCGUUCUUGGACAAGAAGCAGCUGAACACCGUCUACGGCAAGGGAAGUCCCUACGGUGACGUGAAGACGUUGAAAAAGUUCCGUCGGCUGAGGGACGAUCCGGAAAGAUUCAUCGAGACUGAGUAAGUGCUGGAGGGAUUUAAAGAGGGCAAAAAAAACUGAAAAACUACUUGAAAGACAAAAAUGCGCUGUUGAGGAUAUGAGUACAGACUUCUGAAUGACGUGACUUCCAGAGUUUGAGAAUUCUUUAAAGUUGAGAAUCCAGAAUCUUCCUCGGGUACAUUCAAAAAGAAUUUAUGGCCAAUUUUUGAGAAAAAAAAAGACUUUGCAUCUUUAAUAUUGUAUAUAGCCGAUCCAAGGCUAACUUGGAACGCUGAGGGGGCGUGGCGUGUCUGCGCCCUCCGUCAACCAGGCACUGUCUCUUUUUAUAUCGUGUCAGGACCCUUUUUUUAACGGCUCUAGCCAGCCGUUGUAGUUGAUGAAUUUCCACUUUUCGAAUCUACUCUUACACUGGUCAGGUCUCAGCGGGUGUGCCCGUUUUGAGCCCUUUGAGGAUUUUCGAGUCUCAGUUGGGCUAAAACAGGGCAGCAACGGGCGCAAGGAAAAUGGGUUAUUUCAAAAAAUGAGGCCUAUCUGUGUUAAAACGGUGCUCUGAUUAGUCAAAAAUUUCUUCAAGUGAACGGGCACAAAAAGGGCAUACGGGCUCACCCGCUGAGAUCUACACGGGCGGGUAUAGCUGAUUCACGGCUGACUUGAGCCAUCGAAAAAAGGGUCCUGACACGGUAAUGCACGAGAUAUCGGCUGGUUUGUGGAGAGCGCAGACAGGCCACGGCCCUUAGCGUCCCGAGUUAGUGGGGAAUCGGCUAUAGCCUCAUCAGCAAGACUUUGAAAAGUUUUAAAAGUUUUGAGUAAUGAGUAGUGUCAGAUAGGUCAUAUAAACCGUAAGAAAUAUCUUCGGUUACAGUAUCCGAGCGCUGGCCGAAGCGGAGAAGUUCAAGGCGCGCCGGCACGACAUCGUCGGCUCGCCCUUCGUCCUGACGCCGCUGACCUUCGCCUCGGCGCCGCUGACCAACACGUUUGUCGUCCUCUCGCCGAUCGUCCUGUCCCCGAUCACACUGUCACCGGCGGUCCUCGGACCCAUCAUCCUGUCUCCCUGGGUCUUCGUCCCUCUGGUCCUGUCCCCUCGUGUCUUGUCUCCACUCAUCCUCAACCCGCUCAUCUUCUCCCCGAUCAUCCUCUCGCCCCUGGUCCUCCAUCCACUGAUCCUGGUCCCGGGCAUCUUCAACCCUCUGAUUUUGUCGCCCCUGGUCCUGUCACCACUGAUCCUCUCGCCUCAGGUCUUCACCCCGCUGAUCCUCUCGCCGUUCGCUCUGAAUCCCUUGAUUCUGACGCCCAUGGUCGGCUCUCCACUCAUCCUUUCCCCCUUCGUACUCUCUCCGAUCAUUUUGUCGCCUCAGGCUCUUUUUGCAGUAGUCCUAUCGCCCUACGCGUUGUCUCCUUUGGUUGAGUCGAAGUUGAUCGCCGCUGAGGUCGUUUUGUCGCCCAGCUGGCUUUCAUAA
This is a messenger RNA of Caenorhabditis auriculariae, 2945 nucleotides long. Lineage: Eukaryota; Metazoa; Nematoda; Chromadorea; Rhabditida; Rhabditidae. The record is from the annotation of a GenBank genome assembly.